AUGAUUCUGGGUCUGCAGCAGCCGCUCUACAUGUGGUACGACGGCUACCCGCCGCACGUGGCCGACAGCUACGCCGGCCGCGUGAGCCGCAUGGACGUGCGCAACACCCGACACGGACUGGCCUCGCUCAACAUGACCAACAUCACAGAGGCGGACGACGGCUGGUACGAGUGCGUUGUCCACUUCCUCAAUCGGAAGCCAGCCGUGCUCGGCAACGGCACCUGGGUCCACCUGGAUGUGCACGCACCACCGCGGCUGGUACAGACCCCAGCUCGGGAUGUGUUCGUGAACAUCGGUGACUCGGUGACCUUGACCUGCGAGUCCCGCGGCACGCCCCAGCCUGUGGUCACGUGGCUCAAGGGUGACAAGCCGGUGCGACCGUCAGAGACCACCAGGCUCAGCGAGGAGGGCAACGAGCUCCGGAUACACAGGAUAGGCGAGGAAGACAUAGGACAGUAUACGUGUCGUGCCACCAACAGCGAAGGCAGCGUUCGCUGGACGUCCAAGAUUAUCAUGGCAGGUGGCGCUGUGAUCGUGGCCGGGCCCGCCAACCAAACGAGCAAGGCGUCCCUGCCGGCCGUGCUCAACUGCCGGACGCGAGCCCGGCCGGACAACGUGACGGUGCUCUGGCUGCGCGACGGCCAGCCGGUGGGGCGCGUGGCGGCGCUGGACGGCCGGGCGCGCGUGCUGCAGAACGGCUCGCUAGUCAUCGACCCGCUGGCGGCCGAGGACACCGGCCGCUUCACCUGCCAGGCCUCCAACGGCAUCGGCGUGCCACAGCGCGCCUCCGCAUUCCUCGACGUGCACUACGCGGCCCACGUGCCGUACACGCCGUCCGUCCAGUACCUGGCCACCGGUAGCCAGGGCGUCAUACGGUGUCACAUCAAGGCCAACCCGCCCAUCCAGUUCGUCACGUGGUACCGCAACCGGCGCGACUACGACCCGAAGAACGUCACCGGCGUCUCCCUCCUGCCCAACGGGUCAUUGCUCAUCGACAAGGUGAGCGCCGCCCACCAGGGCACCUACCGGUGCAGACCGUUCAAUCUGUACGGCACCGGCGGCGAGUCGGGCGAGAUGCAGGUGGUGGUGCGCGAGCCGCCCCGCUUCGUCGUCCGGCCCAACAACCUGUACCAGCGGCGCGUGCAGGACACCAUCCGGAUGCCGUGCGUGGUGCAGGGCUCGCCGCCGCCCGAGGUCACCUGGAGACGGCACGACAAUCAGAGUUUGCCCAGUGACCGCGUGGUACUAGAAGAGGGCAACAUCACCAUCCGACUGCUGCGCAAGUCCGACUUCGGCUACUACGAGUGCGUGGCCCGCAACAGCGUGGCCACCAUCGUCACCUCUACCCAGCUUGUGGUCGAGGGGACGACAACUCAUCCGCCACACGACAUCACAACCAACGCCUCCAGCUACGCCAUCACCAUCCGCUGGCUGCCGGGCUAUAGCGGCGGGGACAGCUUCGACCAGAAGUACGCCGUAUGGUAUCAACAGGAAGGCACCGGCAAUUGGAACACAUACGAGAUCAAACCGACAGGGAGCUCCUACAACCAGGUGACCAUCUACCAGCUGCUGCCAGACACCGCGUACGAGCUGAUGGUGGCCGCCAAGAACGACAUCGGCGACCGCAUGUACUCCGACAAGGUCACCGUCAGGACGCUCGAUGUUGGGGAAUCGGCGAAGACUGACCCGGCGGUAGACCCGAAAGCCUCCAAGAAAAAGGCGUCUGACGGUUCCGGUCCGCUUCCGGGAGCGCCGCUCGAGGUGAACGUCACGGAGUCGAGCGGCGGCUUCCUGGUGUCGUGGCAGCCGCCGCUGGAAAACCCGCACGUGCCGGUGCUGUACUACUCGGUGGAGCUGAAGCCGGCCGACGGCGAGUGGAAGCCGCUGGGCGAGCGUCGGCUCACCAAGACGCGCUACACAGUGAAGCAGCUGCAGGGAGGACGCACCUACUACUUCAAGGUGCUGGCGCACUCGCACGACGGCUGGCGAGAGAGCGAGACCGUCAAGUACGUGGUGCCCGACCACGUGCAGAAGAAGGCCAUCACGGCAGCGCUGGUCGGCGGCCUCCUGCUGCUCAUCGUGUCUAUCAUCCUCUCCGUCUGCACCGUCAAAAUAUGCAAUAAGCGCAAGCGCCGAAAACAGGAGAAAGAGUACAACAUGGUGGCGUGCCGGGUUACUGAGGCUCGCAGCAGCGUCAGCAGCCCGGUGCCUUUAAAUAAGACUCUGGAUAGGGGAGAGAACUCCUCGCUGGAACAUUACUAGACGACUGCCAGAUGACCUGAACAUUACUAGACGACUGCCAGAAGACGUGAACACAAAGGUGGGGGGCCGCGCGAUCAGACGUACAUGCCUGGUGAUCACUCGGCUGGCCCGGGGGUGUCGCAGACUCCGCAGCACCGCCGGUCAGGGGGAGCGUCGCAGACUCCGCGGCACCGCUGGCCAGGAGGAGCGUCGCAGACUCCGCGGCACUGCCGGUCAGGAGGACAGUCGCAGACUCCGCGGCACUGCCGGUCAGGAGGAGCGUCGCAGACUCCGCAGCACCGCCGGUCAGGAGGAGCGUCGCAGACUCCGCAGCAUCGCCGGUCAGGAGGAGCGUCGCAGACUCCGCGGCACCGUCGGUCAGGAGGAGCGUCGCAGACUCCGCAGCACCGCCGGUCAGGAGGAGCGUCGCAGACUCCGCGGCACCGUCGGUCAGGAGGAGCGUCGCAGACUCCGCGGCACCGCCGGCCAGCAGGAGUGUCGCAGACUCCGCGGCACCGCCGGCCAGCAGGAGUGUCGCAGACUCCGCGGCACCGCCGGCCAGCCGAGGCGCGCAACACGUCUAUGUUCGAGCUGCCGCUUGCGCAGCCCAAGCUAAUCCCCAAUGUCGUCGCGGAUCGUGUGGGCCCAGUGCGGCAGACAGAGACGCCCUGAUUUGCGUCGCAUGUAUCCGACUUCUACCAGAGCUGAGUCCACAUGAGGCACCGA
Molecule: messenger RNA, 2967 nt
Organism: Pollicipes pollicipes
Lineage: Eukaryota; Metazoa; Arthropoda; Thecostraca; Pollicipedomorpha; Pollicipedidae
Product: protein turtle
Exons: 15
Coding region: 1-2262 (753 amino acids)
Biological process (GO): cell-cell adhesion
Molecular function (GO): protein binding
Source: RefSeq, a predicted model, not a curated record